Molecule: messenger RNA, 5895 nt
Organism: Penicillium macrosclerotiorum
Lineage: Eukaryota; Fungi; Ascomycota; Eurotiomycetes; Eurotiales; Aspergillaceae
Product: MYB DNA-binding domain protein
Exons: 2
Coding region: 1-5895 (1964 amino acids)
Biological process (GO): regulation of transcription by RNA polymerase II
Cellular component (GO): Set3 complex
Source: RefSeq, a predicted model, not a curated record
AUGUCUUCGCGAUUCCCCCCUUCGUCCGGGUUUAAUUCCCGCGACCGUUCUCCUCAGCGCUUCGGGGAUCGUCGACCACCAGCCGGCGCCCGUGGCCCCGACGACAGUCCCUCCUUUGGCCGAGAACCGCCGCGUGGCCCUCGGGCCCUGGUCGAUUCCCCAGGGCGAGGUGCUCCGUUCGGGGGUCGAGGCCGGGGUGGCUAUGGCCGAGGCGAUGGCCGAGGUGACUUUCGAGACCGAGAUCGAGACAUACGAGACAUACGAGACCCACGAGACCGCGAUUUUCGGGACUCCCGCGACAAUAGGGAUCUUCGGGAUGGCCCACCAUUUCGCCGUGACAUGGACCGCGACUGGAAUCGUCGCGAUCGAGACUUCGAUCCGCGCGAGAGCUCUCGGAUAGGAGGGUUUGGGCGCGGCCGCUCACGAUCACCGACUCGUGACUUUCGCGAUUUGCGAGACCCCCCCGGCCGCGAUUUUGAUAUGGUGCGCAUGCGACGUAAUUCUCGGGAUAGUAUCCUCUCUGCUUCGUCAGGAGGUCCGGACGGACCCCCUUCGAGCGGUGGUCACCCACGCGGUGGUGGCUCAAUGCGUGGCCGCGGUCGUGGUGACUGGGAAGGAGGUCGCGGUCGCGGUCGCCCUCCAUACCUCGAUGACCGAGAGCCAUUCCGACGCCGCAGCCGAUCGCGUGACGCAUGGAGGGAUCGCGGGCGAGAUCGUCUCCUAGAUCGCGACAGAGAUCGAGAUCCGGACCGAGACCGACUUGCAGACCGUGAUCGAUUGCCAGACCGCGACCGUAUCCUGGACCGGGACCGAGAUCGGGACUCUGUGCGUGAUAGGGAGCGCGAUCGUGAUAUGGACCGACGCGACCGAUUUGACCGACGGGAGGAUUGGGAUAGUCGUCGUCCCGAUCGUGAUGACCGAGACCGCCCACUAGAGUCGUGGAAACGUGAACGUCCUCCCAGCCGAGCCGAGAACCGCGGCGCUCCAGGAUCUACAACGGCACCAGCCCCUCAUGUUGCAUCCUCUUCGACCGUGCCUUCCCUACCCGAGCGGGUGCCCGAUCAACCUCCAGUUGACUUGAAUCGGAAGGCCUCCGUCGUGUCUGGCCCGUCGAUGACGGACAGUCGACGCGAUAGCGACCGUCCAGAACCGGUCUCUCUCCGCGCCGAGGCUCCCAAGGAUUUGGGACCUACCGAUCACCAGUCACCUCCGUCUGCGCCUCAAGUUCCUGCCUUUGGCUCUGUCGCAGCUCCCAUCCUCGCUGUGCCAACGGCCAAGGGCUCACACGAAGAACGGACACCCAACGACCCCUCCACUCAGACAGAUAAAGAUCGAAAUGAGAGACCUCGUCGCCCAUCUGUUCAACCUCCAGCGGGCCCCAAAGCUGAAAGAGGCCAGUCACUGCAACCCACCGACUCCCGUGGCCAUGCCUCAGAUGCUAGUCAACCGCCAGAAGAGCCGGCCCCUACUGCAAGGCCCUCCGUGCAUCUCUCUGACCGAUCCGCGCCUACGGCGCCAGCUGCGAUGACGAAACAAGAUUCAGUUUCUGGAGUCGCGGAUGCGCCGAUUUCAGCGAAACCCACUUCGGUGACCACGUCACCUACCUUUGCACGACUCCCUCCGCCAGCCCCUCGAGCACUCUCCCGAGAUCCGUCCAUCUCUCCGCGAAUGCAAUCGUCGACCAUCCCGACUGGACCUCGCGCAUACCAGCAACGCCUCAGUUCAUCACCGCGUGGAGUUGCAAAUAAAGGAAUCCGCCCAUGGUCACGCUCCAGCUUCGGACGCGCACCAUCAAUAUCGAGUGUGCCGCCUAAGAGAGAGCCCGAUGAUCUUGCUGACAACCUUCCUUCGAAUGACCGACCGCCUCAUGAUGUCCAACCUGGAUCUCCAACUUUGCCGGAUGAGCUGGAGAGCACCGAUAAUGUAUCAGCUGAGAAUAUCAAAGCCAUUUCUCCUAGUACUGCCACAUCCAUGAAGCUUGCUAUUCGCAGCAGCCCACCACCAGUGCCUUCCGUGGAGGCCGAGCAUGAAGCAGGACCCGAGGAAUCGAAGACUCAGAAAACUGACAAUGACACCUCUGCCCCGAUCCCUGAUUUCACUGGAUCAAGUGAUGAAGAAGAUGAAGAGAAUGUGGUUUUCAACCAAGAGUAUCUGGAGGAACGAAAACGGAUUUUUGAAAAGGAUAUGCAAGCCCUUCGAUCUGAGAUGCCGCCGUCGCCUUUGGAAGACCCCAAUAUUGUUUCACUUUUGCUAAGAAUUCAAAUGCUUGGCAAGAUCGCUCAUGAAGACGAGGUUGCCGAACAAGAAUCCAUACCUUUCCCUUCUGUGGAAGAGGCAGAUGCUUCUCCUCCCACAAACAAUGAGCGUACUGUUUCAUUUGCUCCAACAGUGCUUGACCGCAAAUCGGAGCCAAUUCCCCUCACUGUUGUUCCGCCUAUUGUUCCGCGUGAUGACAUUACAGUGGAUGGGUUACCCUUCCUGCAAUCCGGCCCACCUACCCCUAUCUCUGAUAUGGAAGUGUGUCAUGAAAACGAUUCUAUACAGAAACGCCGCAAGGAUGUGUUUCGUGAUGAACUUUCAAGGAGACAGAAGGAGGUCUCUAGGAAAAAUGCAGCUCUCAAGGAAGAAUACAUGUCAUACUAUAAGCCCUGGCGGUUGGCUGUGUGGGAACUAGAUCGUUCCAAAGAGAAGAAGCCCAUGACACCAGGCCCUGCCUCGCCCCCGGCCCCCCCACCUCCUGCUACCCCAGCAUCGAUCCCCGAGGGACGUGAAGGGAGGCGAUAUAAAGGAAAUAGCGAACUCGACUUCUUGAAUGCGUUGAAGGCAUCCGAAAUUUCUGCCCAAGAGGAGCUCGAACGUCGGCGCACGAAAAUGGCAACUGCCCGGCCCGAUCUUGCUCGGGAAGCAAUUAUUCCGGACAUGCUGGAGCUCCGAGAGGAGAAAGCUCACAUUUACAAGGAUGUGAACAACACGAUUGAUCCCAGCCAGGCUAUGGAGGUCUUCGGCUUUCUGCCACCGCCCAAUGACUUUACUAAGGAGGAACAUGUUAUCUUUACGGACGCUUUCAUGGCCCACCCGAAGAAAUGGGGCAAGAUUGCGGAAGCUUUGCCUGGACGGGAUUUCCAGCAGUGUAUCAUUCACUAUUAUCUUACCAAGGAAGAGAUCAAAUACAAGGCGAAGCUCAACAAACGAUGGAGUCGCCGAGGCCGAGGAAAACCACGGUCUACCCGACCCAAAUCAAAUGCCCUUAUUGCAGACUUGGGUGUGGUCAAGCCAGACUUCGAUGGCGAGGAAGAGCCGCCUGCUGUUACGGACACAGGUCGCCCACGACGGGCAGCAGCCCCCACUUUUGGCGGCGAGUCAAAUGAGGCCGAGGGUGCUGCCGCAGGUCGCCGUGGACAGACCGCUAAGGACGGUGAGCCCACCGACAAGGCUCCUGCUCGACGGGGUGGACGCACUGCAGGUCCCCGCGCCCAACGACGCGCCAAACCCGCCGCUCAACAAGAUCCCAAAGUCCAAGCCCCACCGCCGCCGCCGAUUAAUCCACCUCUUGCUGCCCUCCCUCCAAACAUGGAUAUUGGUGUGGAUGGGUUGGUAGAAGCCGGUCUUCUGCCCCAAGAGCGAGAAAUAGUUGUGGAAAAAGAAGUCCAGCCGGCCCCGCCCAUCCCGCGUCCGCGAGCGGGGCGUGGCGGAAGGGCGAAGGAGGGCAUGUAUGUCUUCGAAUCUACGGAAGCCGAGCCCGCCAUAGCUCUUAAGCAGUCUGAGACUGGGUAUGGGUCUCUACAGCCGACAAGCUAUUGGUCGGUACCUGAGCAACGCGAUUUUCCCCGUCUGUUGGCACAUUUUGGUCGCGACUUUGAAGGCAUCUCCAAUUUCAUGAAAACGAAGACGACAGUAAUGGUCAAAAAUUACUACCAGCGACGUCUUGACUCGGGCCACAAGGACUUUGAGGAGAUUGUGCUGAUCGCCGAAGAUAAGAAAUCUCGCGGUGAGCCCACUGGCGCUCUUCCUGUUCCUAGCGUUGCCCCAAAGCGACGCUAUGAAGCGACUCCAUCUGCCAUUGUCCCUCGGCCUCUGGCUCCUCAUGGCGAAAUGAUAUCUGAUGGAGACGAAGGGCGGUACUCCGCCAAGGGCAAGGCUCUUGCUAUGUCACCUCAGCCUGUGCCACUUCAAGGGAGGCCGCUAUCUGAGAACGAGCGUGCCUCUAAUCGCUACCCGCCUUUGGCGCAAGCUUCCACUGCCGCAUCGGUACCUCCGGUGGCUGCCCCUCUGGGGGACGAAGCUUCCAGGGCGAUGCGGGGACAACCUGGGCGGAUCUCUGGUCCUCGUUUAGGGUAUUUUACGGACGAGCGCCGCGAUUCAUUGGUGCUGACACACUCUGGCGCACGUGUACAAGAGAUGCAAAUGCCUUCGCGCCAUUCCGGGGCAGCUGGCAUGCCUCCGGACUUAGCUCGAAUGGAUCCUCUCUCCGCUCAGCCUUAUAUGGCUGGACAACCACCUCCUCCGAAUUUACCGCCCUCUCAUUCCCGCCAUCCAAGCCUCACACAGGCCCCAGGUUCACCCACGCAGCUCUCGCGACCCGAGCUUGAGGUUUCCUCUGUCCACCGAGAUCCCUUCGCGCAGAGACAAUACUAUCCUCUUUCUAGCCAGCCAGCUGGAAUGUCUCAAUCACCUCGUCCGGUUUUGUCACCAGUGAAAGAUGUACCCCGCCCCAGCGCGACUCCGGCUCCUGAAUCUCGUCAUGUCCCUGCCAAACGAUCCAAUAUCAUGAGCAUCUUAAACGAUGAGCCGGAGGAGCCCCAGCCACGAAAGCGAUUCGCCAGUGAAGCACCCCUCGGAUCAUCUUCCAGUUCAGCCGCUUCAAGGUCCGUUUACCAACCUGGCGGCCCAACUCGCCCAGAAGAUUCGCUUAUAUCUGGUGCCACGCCGAAACCAUCCAGUUAUGGCCAGCCGGGCUCAUAUCAAGCACCGGCACGUGGUUACGCUGACUAUGGUGCUUAUGGACCUCCCCCAAGUGGCUCUGGCCCUUCUGCCAACAAUGAUUGGAUGGCCCGUUUUGACCCUCGAGCCCAACAAGCAGGCCCACCGGCCCCAUCACAACCACAGCCACCUCAGAAUGCACGUACGGCAUUGAGUGCCCAAGGAUCCUACUCGCACUAUGUACCUGCCCCGCCACAGCCUGCUGGAGCGCUGAACGGCCUUCCUGUGCCAUCCCCCGCUCCGACUCCGCCACCAGCUGCUUCUCAGAGACCAGCCUACCCCAAUGUCUUUUCGCAGGCGGCCCCUACCCAGCAGGCUGCGGCAACGAGUUCUCGUGAUAUGCCAUCACAACCACCUGUGUAUCGGCCUGUGUCACCUCCACCACGAGUUGGUAGCACUGCUUACGCUUCACGGCAAGAACAACCCGCACCGGCUCAGUCCUCGACCAAUAUCUUCGGAAUCCCCCCUCGUCAGCCAGGCACGCAGUCUUCAUACUCCCCUGCUACACCAUCUACGCCAUCCUCAGCCCAACCUCAUAGCCAGAGUUACCAGCAACAUGUUCAGACUCUGGUCAAUGGUGCCCACCAGUCCCACCGUUCUACUCCCGUGAACUUGGCUGGUGGCCCACAAUACGGACACAGCACUCCGCCGCCCCAAGCACAGGCUAGUCGGUCAAUGCCGUCAUUAGCACCCAUGGGCCGCUCGUACACCCCGCCAUCUGCACUCCAUCCUGGUGCCAUGGGCUACGCACCACCUCCGCCGUCUGCUGGAGCGAUGCCACCGCUUCACCAGCGACCCACUGGGCCGGGUGCACUCGGCGAACCUUCCUCCACGCCAACUCAUCACCGUGUCUACAGCCAAGGCUCCGCUCAAGGGGGCCUGCCGGGCCCAUUACAUCCACCACAGCCACGGUAA